This is a messenger RNA of Saccostrea cuccullata (small rock oyster), 906 nucleotides long. RefSeq lists its product as uncharacterized. The transcript has 2 exons. Gene Ontology annotation, biological process: DNA integration; DNA recombination. The coding region runs from base 1 to 906 and encodes 301 amino acids. Gene Ontology annotation, molecular function: DNA binding. NCBI's taxonomy places the organism in Eukaryota, Metazoa, Mollusca, Bivalvia, Ostreida, Ostreidae. The record is from RefSeq and is a predicted model, not a curated record.
AUGUCGUUAGAUAAAGCUAUGCAUAUUUUCAUCGCUGAAGUUCAUAACAAAUCCGGCGGAGAAUACCACCCGAACACCCUUUCUGAAAUUGUAAUUUCUAUACAACAUUUUCUGCGAGGUAGCGGGAGGUUUGAUAACUUUCUUGAUGAUACCGACUUUGCUUAUAUGCCACCAGUAUUAGAUGCAAAAAUGAAAGAAUUAUCUAGAAUGGGAAUUGGGAUCAGUCGUAAACAAGCAGAUAUUAUUUCAGCGGAACAGGAAAACGAGAUGUGGGAGCGUGGGAUUCUCGAAACUGACACUGCCAAAAUGUUGGUCGAUACUUUGCUAUACAGUAUCGGAUUAAACUUUGCUCUCCGUGCCGGGCAAAAACAUCAAAAUCUUCAAGUUGGUACCAAUUCUCAGUUAUCACUAAACAUCUCCAAAGAUGAUGGGAGACGGUACCUCCAAUACACAGAGAAGGCAUCCAAAAGUAACAUCGGAGACUUAAAUCAUCGCAAAAUUACGCCAAAAGUCACGAGGGCAUAUGAAAAUGUGGAUGAGCCUGAACGUUGCCUUGUUAAAAUUUUUGAGAAAUAUAUCAGUUUAAGACCACCUAAUGGAAAAUCGACGGCGUUGUAUCUACGACCCAAAGAGAGGGCUACAGAAACAGUAUGGUUCGACGCCGUGCCGAAAGGGGUUCAUCAACUUCAGCAAGUUGUCGAAAAAUUGUGUAAAGCAGCUGGAUUUCAUGGGAAUUUUACCAGCCAUUCUUUAAGGGCUACCGCCGCUACAAGACUGUAUCAAGCCGGUGUUGACGAACAACUAACGGAACUUGUAGAAAAGACGGGGCAUCGCUCGAAUGCGGUCAGGGCCUACAAACGUACGUCAACGGAGAAGAUGAAGGAUGAGUGUCGUUGUGCAAUCUAA